Molecule: messenger RNA, 3656 nt
Organism: Gorilla gorilla gorilla (western lowland gorilla)
Lineage: Eukaryota; Metazoa; Chordata; Mammalia; Primates; Hominidae
Gene: STEAP1
Product: STEAP family member 1
Exons: 4
Coding region: 169-945 (258 amino acids)
Cellular component (GO): plasma membrane; endosome
Source: RefSeq, a predicted model, not a curated record
CGCGCAACUGACAAGGAGGCGGGGCCUGCAGCAGACUUGGAGGCUCCGCGCUCUGGAGGCUCAGGCGCCGCGUGGGGCCGGCACCUCUGGGCAGCAGCGGCAGCCGAGACUCACGGUCAAGCUACGGCGAGGAGUGGGUGGCUGAAGCCAUACUAUUUUAUAGAAUUAAUGGAAAGCAGAAAAGACAUCACAAACCAAGAAGAACUUUGGAGAAUGAAGCCUAGGAGAAAUUUAGAAGAAGACGAUUAUUUGCAUAAGGACACGGGAGAGACCAGCAUGCUAAAAAGACCUGUGCUUUUGCAUUUGCACCAAACAGCCCAUGCUGAUGAAUUUGACUGCCCUUCAGAACUUCAGCACACACAGGAACUCUUUCCACAGUGGCACUUGCCAAUUAAAAUAGCUGCUAUUAUAGCAUCUCUGACUUUUCUUUACACUCUUCUGAGGGAAGUAAUUCACCCUUUAGCAACUUCCCAUCAACAAUAUUUUUAUAAAAUUCCAAUCCUGGUCAUCAACAAAGUCUUGCCAAUGGUUUCCAUCACUCUCUUGGCAUUGGUUUACCUGCCAGGUGUGAUAGCAGCAAUUGUCCAACUUCAUAAUGGAACCAAGUAUAAGAAGUUUCCACAUUGGUUGGAUAAGUGGAUGUUAACAAGAAAGCAGUUUGGGCUUCUCAGUUUCUUUUUUGCUGUACUGCAUGCAAUUUAUAGUCUGUCUUACCCAAUGAGGCGAUCCUACAGAUACAAGUUGCUAAACUGGGCAUAUCAACAGGUCCAACAAAAUAAAGAAGAUGCCUGGAUUGAGCAUGAUGUUUGGAGAAUGGAGAUUUAUGUGUCUCUGGGAAUUGUGGGAUUGGCAAUACUGGCUCUGUUGGCUGUGACAUCUAUUCCAUCUGUGAGUGACUCUUUGACAUGGAGAGAAUUUCACUAUAUUCAGGUAAAUAAUAUAUAAAAUAACCCUAAGAGGUAAAUCUUCUUUUUGUGUUUAUGAUAUAGAAUAUGUUGACUUUACCCCAUAAAAAAUAACAAAUGUUUUUCAACAGCAAAGAUCUUGUACUUGUUCCAAUUAAUAAUGUGCUCUCCUGUUGUUUUCCCUAUUGCUUCUAAUUAGGACAAGUGUUUCCUAGACAGAAAUAAAAGGCAUUAAAAUAUUCUUUGUUUUUUUUUUUUUGUUUUUUUUUUUGAGAUGAAGUCUCGCUCUGUUGCCCAUGCUGGUGUACAGUGGCACAAUCUCGGCUCACUGCAACCUGCACCUCCUGGGUUCAGGCGAUUCUCCUGCCUCAGCCUCCUGAGUAGCUAGGAUUACAGGCACCCAUCACCAUGUCCAGCUAAUUUUUGUAUUUUUAGUAGAGACAGGGUUUUCCCAUGUUGGCCAGGCUGGUCUCGAUCUCCUGACCUCAAAUGAUCCGCCCACCUCAGCCUCCCAAAGUGCUGGGAUGACAGUUGUGAGCCACCACACUCAGCCUGCUCUUUCUAAUAUUUGAAACUUGUUAGACAAUUUGCUACCCAUCUAAUGUGAUAUUUUAGGAAUCCAAUAUGCAUGGUUUAUUAUUUCUUAAAAAAAAAUAUUCUUUUACCUGUCACCUGAAUUUAGUAAUGCCUUUUAUGUUACACAACUUAGCACUUUCCAGAAACAAAAACUCUCUCCUUGAAAUAAUAGAGUUUUUAUCUACCAAAGAUAUUCUAGUGUCUCAUUUCAAAGGCUGCUUUUUCCAGCUUACAUUUUAUAUACUUACUCACUUGAAGUUUCUAAAUAUUCUUGUAAUUUUAAAACUAUCUCAGAUUUACUGAGGUUUAUCUUCUGGUGGUAGAUUAUCCAUAAGAAGAGUGAUGUGCCAGAAUCACUCUGGGGUCCUUGUCUGACAAGAUUCAAAGGACUAAAUUUAAUUCAGUCAUAAACACUGCCAAUUACCGUUUAUGGGUAGACAUCUUUGGAAAUUUCCACAAGGUCAGACAUUCACAACUAUCCCUUCUACAUGUCCACACGUAUACUCCAACACUUUAUUAGGCAUCUGAUUAGUUUGGAAAGUAUGCCUCCAUCUGAAUUAGUCCAGUGUGGCUUAGAGUUGGUACAACAUUCUCACAGAAUUUCCUAAUUUUGUAGGUUCAGCCUGAUAGCCAUUGGAGUUCUCUGGUCCUCAUUAAAUAGCUUUCUUCACGCAUUGCUCUGCCUGUUACACAUAUGAUGAACACUGCUUUUUAGACUUCAUUAGGAAUUUAGGACUGCAUCUUGACAACUGAGCCUAUUCUACUAUAUGUACAAUACCUAGCCCAUAAUAGGUAUACAGUACACAUUUGGUAAAACUAAUUUUCAACCAAUGACAUGUAUUUUUCAACUAGUAACCUAGAAAUGUUUCACUUAAAAUCUGAGAACUGGUUACACUACAAGUUACCUUGGAGAUUCAUAUCUGAAAACGCAAACUUAACUAUUUGAUUGUAUUCACUGGGACUUAAGAAUGCGCCUGAAUAAUUGUGAGUUAGAUUUGUUCUGGCAGGCUAAUGACCAUUUCCAGUAAAGUGAAUAGAGGUCAGAAGUCGUAUAAAAGAGGUGUUGUCAGAACACUGUUGAGAUUACAUAGGUGAACAACUAUUUUUAAGCAACUUUAUUUGUGUAGUGACAAAGCAUCCCAAUGCAGGCUGAAAUGUUUCAUCACGUCUCUGGAUCUCUCUAUUUUGUGCAGACAUUGAAAAAAUUGUUCAUAUUAUUUCCAUGUUAUCAGAAUAUUUGGUUUUUUAAAAACAUAGGCCAAGUUCAUUCACUUCAUUAUUCAUUUAUCAAAAUCAGAGUGAAUCACAUUAGUCGCCUUCACAAUUGAUAAAGAUCACUGAAGUCGAAUUGAUUUUUGCUAUAAUCUUCAAUCUACCUAUAUUUAAUUGAGCAUCUAAAAUGUACAAAUCAUUGUGUUGAUUCUGCAGGGAUCCUAUUAUAAGUAAGACUCAGUCCCUGAUUUUAGGUAUCCUGUGAUAAGCAGAAUUAAGACAAAUACACGAGACAAAGCACAAAAAAUAAAUAUCAUAAGGGGAUGAACAAAAUUGUGGAGAAAGAGUAGACAAAGUUUUUGAUCACCUGCCUUCAAAGAAAGGCUGUGAAUUUUGUUCACUUAGACAGCUUGGAGACAAGAAAUUACCCAAAAGUAAGGUGAGGAGGACAGGCAAAAAGAGUAGAAAGAUGUGAAUGGACAUUGUUGAGAAAUGUGAUAGGAAAACAAUCAUAGAUAAAGGAUUUCCAAGCAACAGAGCAUAUCCAGAUGAGGUAGGAUGGGAUAAACUCUUAUUGAACCAAUCUUCACCGAUUUUGUUUUUCUUUUGCAGAGCAAGCUAGGAAUUGUUUCCCUUCUACUGGGCACAAUACACGCAUUGAUUUUUGCCUGGAAUAAGUGGAUAGAUAUAAAACAAUUUGUAUGGUAUACACCUCCAACUUUUAUGAUAGCUGUUUUCCUUCCAAUUGUUGUCCUGAUAUUUAAAAGCAUACUAUUCCUGCCAUGCUUGAGGAAGAAGAUACUGAAGAUUAGACAUGGUUGGGAAGACGUCACCAAAAUUAACAAAACUGAGAUAUCUUCCCAGUUGUAGAAUUACUGUUUACACACAUUUUUGUUCAAUAUUGAUAUAUUUUAUCACCAACAUUUCAAGUUUGUAUUUGUUAAUAAAAUGAUUAUUCAAGGA